Molecule: messenger RNA, 4159 nt
Organism: Silurus meridionalis
Lineage: Eukaryota; Metazoa; Chordata; Actinopteri; Siluriformes; Siluridae
Gene: snx25
Product: sorting nexin 25
Exons: 19
Coding region: 706-3594 (962 amino acids)
Cellular component (GO): intracellular membrane-bounded organelle; early endosome membrane
Molecular function (GO): phosphatidylinositol binding
Source: RefSeq, a predicted model, not a curated record
GUGUAGACGCGUUUCCUCUCCAGAAAGGCUGACGAAAAGCGCCGUAACCUAAACACACGCUGUUUGGACUGGGAUAUUACUCUGGACAUGGCGCCUUCAGCUGCGGAUUUAUGGUGGAAUUAACAUAUCCGGAAUGCGAGUCUGCGAUUUGUUUGUUUUAUAAUUUAUUUGCGGUGUUGGAAAGUUGGACACUCGUUCAGAGCUGAGUAAAUGAAUGUAGCCAUUAGCUCAUAAAAACACUGGGGUCUUAAUUAUCUAAACAAAGUUGCUAAUUUUCUGUUGGUAUUGUGUAGUAUGUAGACUUGUUCGGUGUAGAUAUCCGAGUUAAUGCCCUGCUUGGGCUACAUCAGAUAGCGGUGAUUUUAUUUUUCCUCGCACUUACACUAUACUCGAAGACAAUAGAAAAUACCUGGCUGUUUUGACUAGCUAGCUCCGUUAUAUGGGCUCUGCAGGUGUCCGUGUUUGCUGGCUGCAUCAGCUUAUAUGCAGUUCACAUGCCAUCGAUCACGCUGAGGUAACAAAAGUAAGAUGCUAGUCAGCAGAGCUGUAGGUUGGCUUCGGGUUUUCAGCGCGGAGUAGCGGUCCAGCCUGUCCGUAGCUCUGUGCUCCACCAAAACCAGGGUACAAGGUGGGUAAAUGAAUGAAAGUUGAGGGGCAUAAAGUCUGUCCUGUUCGCGCCUGUGAGGCCAUGUCAUUUCCAGCAGCAUGCAUGUUAAUGGCAGCAGUAGUGGCAGUGGCGAUGCCCCCAUGCCUGGUCCCUCAUGCCGCCUCCUGCCCGCGAUCACUCUGGGCAUCGCGGCGGUCGCUGUGCUCUUUCAGUCCGGCUACGGAGGACUCACAGUAACCUCGUUUUUCCUUAAACUCUUCAUUUACGUCUCUUUCGCCCUCUUCUGCUUUCUCCUGGGCACUUUGGGCUUGAUAGUCAAGAAGAGUCCACCAAAGAUCAUCCCGUUCGACCCGUCCAAGAGGCAGUCUCCCAAGCUGCUGGAUUUAUUCAACAGAUUAAUGGGACGGUUUUCAGUACCACUUCUAGACUCUGUGCAGACCAGACGAGUAGUGGUGUCGCACAAUGUGGACAAAGCGCUGAAAGAGUUGUUUGACUACAGCUAUAGAGAUUACAUCCUCUCAUGGUAUGUGCCUCUGAGUCGAGAUGAGGGCCAGCUCUAUCAGAUGCUGGCUGAAGAUUUUUGGGAAAUGGUGAAGCAGCUGAGGACACGCCUUUCCGAGGUGGACAUGGUUAACAUCGUUUGUAACAAUAUGGUUAAAAACCUCCACGCCCAUUUCUGUGACCUAAAGGCCUCAAACACCAGGCAGGAAGAGUUACCCAGGGCCUUCCCGCUCCAUCCGUGUUUGUGCAGUCCUAAGGAGGAGAUGCGUUUCCUGCGCUGCUGUUCACGUAUACUUGUUCUUUGCUUGCUACCUUCGCGAGACUCGCGCUCCCGCAGUCUCCGGCUCGUCCUCGUUGAGGUUAUCGCCACUAAAGUGUUACAGCCAUUAGUGGAGGUUCUAAGUGAUCCAGAUUACAUUAACCAAAUGCUGUUGGCUCAGCUGGAACAUCGGGAACAAGUGAACGAACACCAUAAGAAAGCGUACACGUAUGCACCGUCCUAUGAAGAGUUUAUCAAACUCAUCAGUAGCAGCUCUGACAUCGACUUCCUCAAACAGCUCAGGUAUCAGAUAGUUGUGGAGAUCAUUCAGGCCACCACUAUCAGCAGUAUCCCCCAGCUCAAGAAGCAGAAAGACAGUAAAGGAAAGGAGACCGCUGCAAUGAAGGCUGACUUGUUACGAGCUAGGAAUAUGAAGCGCUACAUUAACCAGCUGACAGUGGCUAAGAAGCAGUGUGAAAAGAGGAUUCGGCUGCUGGGUGGUCCCAACUAUGAGCAGCAAGAAGACGGGAACCAAGAUGAGGGAGACGGGCCUCAGGGCCAGAAGAUUCUUCAGUUUGAGGAGAUCAUGUCUAACGCUGUGUUCCGAGAGCAUUUCCGUGUUUAUAUGGAGCGUGUGGAUAAGAGAGCCCUCAUCAGUUUUUGGGAGCUGGUAGAAAUGCUGAAAAGUGCUAACAAGAGCGAGGUGCCACAGUUGGUAGGUGAAAUCUACCAGAACUUCUUUGUAGAGAGUCGAGAGAUCCCAGUAGAGAAAGCUCUCUAUAAGGAGAUCCAACAGACUCUGGUGGGAAACAAAGGCACUGACGUCUUUUACAAGAUCCAGAGUGACGUCUAUGAGACCAUGAAAGAGCGAUAUUACCCCUCGUUCCUCGUCAGUGAUCUGUAUGACCGUCUCAUUAAAUGGGAGGAGCAAAGAAGCAGCUCUCAGUCCAGCAGUGAGGAAAAAGAUGAUAGCUGUCAGACCAUGGACGGCGGAGAGGUGACCCUGGAUGAGGGCAGUAAAGGUAUUAACGAGCAGGCCAGCUAUGCUGCUAACAAACUCCGGCAACUCUGCGAAAGACUGGAGUACAAACGCCAAGCUCUGGGCUCAAUACAGAAUGCUCCCAGACCUGACAAAAAGAUUGUGUGUCUCCUGAAAGAGGAGAUUGGGGUAAUGGAGAAGGAGCACAGUGAACUGCAGCUGCAUAUCUCACGUACAGACUGGUGGUGUGAGAAUCUGGGCACAUGGAGAGCUGUGAUUAACACAGCCGAGGCUUGUGAGGAGAACAGUGAGCAAAUGGCGUUCUAUUCAGUAGCAGUGAGUCUUUUGGAAAGUGAAGACUCGGAGAACAGCAGCUGGUUUGUCACGAGGAAGCUGAGCGAGUUUCAGGCCCUGCACAGGAAGCUGACUGAGUGUUUUCCCUCUUUGAAGAAGGUUCAGCUGCCCUCGCUCAGCAAACUGCCAUUCAAGUCUAUUGACCAAAAAUUUCUUGAGAAAUCCAAAAACCAACUGAACACAUUUUUGCAGAAAAUGCUGACAGAUGAGCGUAUGUGCCAGAGCGAAGCUCUGUAUGCAUUUCUCAGCCCAUCACCAGAGCACCUUAAGGUCACUGACAUCCAGAAAAAAUCCACGUUCUCCCUUGCCUCUUUUCUGGAGAGACUGCCAGGAGAUCUUUUCUCCCAUCAAGAGGAUGAGGCUGAGGAUGACAGCGAUCUCUCAGACUACGGCGACGAGCCGGACGGGAGGAAAGAUGUCCUUGCCGAGCCCUUCUUCAUGCUUAUUGGAGAAGUGUUUGAACUCAGGGGCAUGUUCAAGUGGGUACGGAAGACACUAAUUGCACUAGUCCAAGUCACUUUUGGAAGGACGAUAAACAAGCAGAUUAGAGACACGGUAAACUGGAUCUUCAGCGAGCAGAUGUUGGUUUACUACUUUAACAUAUUCCGAGACACGUUCUGGCCUAACGGGAAACUAGCACCACAUAACAAAUCUCGCACAGACGCCGAGCGCCGUGAGACCAAGGAAAGAGCACAGCAGAAACUGCUGGACAACAUUCCCGAUGCAUUACAGAAUCUAGUGGGGCAGCAGAACGCUCGUUACGGGAUCAUUAAGAUCUUCAAUGCACUUCAGGAAUCCAGUGCCAACAAGCAUCUUCUUUACGUCCUGCUCGAGAUGCUCCUCAAAGAACUCUGCCCUGAGCUGAGCGAAGAGAUGGAACGUUGCACGAUCUAAACUCGUGCACAGUCCCCUGUUGACUGAGGAUUCACCUCAACUUCACUUAAUAUUUUGUUACUUGAAAAUGCUAAAUGGAAGUUUUAUUUAAGAAUCACACGAAUCACUAUGAAAGUGCUCGACUUGAUGGCAUCAUACUACAGGACCUGAUGGACAUCACUGUUUACUUUUUGGAUUUUUUUGUUCUCUUUCUGGUUUCUAACAAACUAGAUUUAAUGCCAACCAAGUUUGUUUUUGUUCUUUUUUCAUUUUAUUGUCUAUAGGGUUAUGUUGGACCAUAAGGUCAUAAAAUGUGAAAAGUAGUGGAAUGAGUGUUGUACUUGUCUAAAAAGAGAAAAUGAAAACCUGGACCUCUUGAACUUCUCUACCUACAUUACAGUACAUGUCGUGGUCAUUAUGAAGGCUUUUAAUUGUGCAAUGUGUAAUGUAAGGUUAUUGUGCUAGUUAAAUUUGUGAUAUUAUUAUUAUUAUUAUUAUUAUUAUUAUUAUUAUUAUUAUUAUUAUAGAUUUUAUUUUUACCAACAAUAGACUAGAGCAUUUAUAAGCAAUAAAUCGCAAAAGACUA